AUGAACGCUCUGGAUGAGAAGUAUCACUUCCUGGCCGCGGACCACCAGAUCGUGUCCAGUGCCGACGAGAAAGACCGGGUCAUUGUGUUUGAGAGAGGGGAUCUUCUCUUCGUUUUCAACUUCCAUCCCACUAACACCUACGAGGGCUACAAGGUGGGGUGCAAGGAGCCUGGCAAGUGGCGGGUGGUGCUGGACAGUGAUGCUAUUGAAUUCGGGGGCCAGGGACGGGUAGGCCAUGACGUGGACCACUUCACAUCGCCCGAGGGCAUUCCGGGCCGCCCGGAAACAAACUUCAACAACCGCUGCUGCUCUCUCCUCGUUCUCUCGCCAUCUAGAACAUGCCAGGUGUAUGCACGAGUAAAGGAGGAUGAACCUCCUGCCACUUUACCUCCUGCAAAGAGUGCCCUGAAAAUCGGUGCUGCACUAACCACGUGUGCAUCAACCACAGGAGACAUGGUGUUGGCAACAGAGAGGCUCAAGCUGGAGCUGGUUACCACCGUGCGCCGCCAGCAGCUGGUUGCAGCCUUCCUCAGAAGCUACCAACUCUCGCCACAGGAGGUGAGAGAGUUGUGCCUGCCAUCAGAGCUGGUUGCCACCAGAGCUGGUUACUAUCAGAGCUGGUUACCACCAGAGCUGGUUACUAUCAGAGCUGGUUACCACUGGAGCUGGUUACUAGCAGAGCUGGUUACCACCACUGUGCGUUGCAAGCAGCUGUUGCCCCAGUCUAACCAAACUCUAUCAGACCUGGUUACUAUCCGAGCUGACUACCUGAGCGUGUUCCCUGUUUAUAUCUCUCUUGCUCUCGUCCCUACCUACCCCUCAUGUUUUCAGGUGCAAGCACUGCGAGAGGACGAGAUUAGUGAGAAGUUCUUUGAGGCGCUGAACCGAGUGCAUGAGAUGUAUGGCUGUCAUAUCCGUCCCUGUCUUGCUGCCUUGUGUUCCUGUUUCCGUCUCUCUUGCUCCCAUCCUUGCCCCACAUCCCCUCAGGUGCAAGCACUGCGAGAGGACGAGAUUAGUGAGAAGUUCUUUGAGGCGCUGAACCGAGCGGAGUGUCGCAGUCUGGGUGACAGCGACGGGGACACACCGGAAGUGGGCCCUCUGUUGCGCACAGCGGCGCAUUGCCUCAAGGACCGUCCCGUGCUCUUCCGCUACUGCACAGAGGAGGUGAGGUGGUGGGUGCGCCGAGGAGGUGAGCUGAUGUGGCGGCUUUAUACCCAAACCCUCUUUGCUGUGCACACACAGCGGUGCAUUGCCUCAAGGACUACCCUGUGCUCUUCCGCUACUGCACAGAGGAGCACAUUGCCUCAAGGACCGCCCCGUGCUCUUCCGCUACUGCACAGAGGAGGUGAGGUGAGACGCUGGGGACUUGUUGCACAGAGGAGCCCCCCCUCCUCCCCGGCCAAAACCUGCCUCCCUCUCUGUUCCCCUGUGUUCCAGGUGGCCAACACGCGCCACAACGCACUCUUCCGCCGAUUCAUCGCUGCUCUCACGCGUGGCGGGCCGGGCGGCAUGCCUCGUCCCAUUGAGGUGCAUGCACACGACCCGCUGCGAUACGUUGGCGACAUGCUCGCGUGGCUGCACCAGGCACUAGCCUCAGAGAAAGAACUCGCCGCUGCUCUUUUCGCCAGCACAGAUAAACCCUCUUCCACGUCAGCAGAAUCUGCACCAUCAGGGGGAGCCGGGUCAGGAGAAGGAGGAGCAAGUGCAGGAGGAGUAGAUGCUGACGUGGCAGCAGUGCUGGACCGCGUGUUUGAGGGCGUGUGCCGGCCGUUCAAAGUGCGUGUGGAGCAGGUGCUGACGGGGCAGCCAGGGCUCGUGCUGUGCUACAAGCUCUCCAGCCUCCUCUCCUUCUACUGUCACACCCGAGGCAGCAGGGAGGGCAUUCCUCGACGCCGUCAAGCUCAGGGGAGACCGCGUGCUGCGCUUCCCCCGUGCUGUGUGUUUCACGUAUCUCCCACCCGAAUCCCGCUCUCUUUCUCUCAACUUUUGCUCGUGCAGGUGGCUGAGCUCCUAGGAGAGCAAGCAGCCCUAUGUGUGGUUCUGAGGGACCUCAGCGAGGCAGCAGGGAGGGCAUUCCUCGACGCCGUCAAGCUCAGGGGCGACCGCGUGCUGCGCUUUCCCCCGGCAGUGCCCUCAGACCUCUCCCCCCCGCCUCUGGUGGGAGAGGGCGUGGCGGUGGUGUUGGAGCUGCUGCAGGCGCAUGCCAGCAUGAUGGUGCCGGCUGGGGCUGCCAAACCCGACUUCCUACCUGUUGCCGCUGCUCUCCUAGACCCCCUUGUGGAGGUGAGUGAGUGGUAUUACCAACUAGCUGCUGCAGGCACAUGCCAGCAUGAUGGUGCUGGCCGGCUGGGGCUGCAAACGCGGAUUUUCUUCCCUCCCGUCGCUGCUGCACUCCUAGCCCACCUUGUGGAGGUGAGUUCCUCCCAAUCUCUCUCUCUCUCCCUCUGCCCCUGCACUCACACGCGCCCUAACAGCAAAGUCCCUGACUGCUCUGCUCUCUCCACUGGCUCCUCCUCCCUUUUCCACUGGCUGCCACCACCCCUCCCCCUCUCCCCCCUUCCUCUCCUGCUCCCCCCACCUGCAGGUGUGCACGCGGGCAGCACAAGCUUUGACAGCAAAGGCUCAGCGGGGGAGAGCGGUCCGUUGGGGAGAAGGGGUUCGUUGCCGUUGGGCAGGCGGGCUACUGAAGGGGAGUCCGAUGGGGCUGAGAACACG
Molecule: messenger RNA, 2715 nt
Organism: Closterium sp. Yama58-4
Lineage: Eukaryota; Viridiplantae; Streptophyta; Zygnematophyceae; Desmidiales; Closteriaceae
Source: the annotation of a GenBank genome assembly